AUGAACCGCAGGAUGUUUUCUGGUCAGGCUGCUCUCAAUUACAGCUUCAACGUGAGCGAUGACCGGGAAUGGGACGACAUGCCGACGGACACGGAGACUCUCUCCCCGGCCGGCUUUGUCGUGCUGUCCGUGGUCCUGGGCUUGAUCAUGACCUUUGGCUUUCUGAACAAUUUCGUUGUCCUGCUUCUGUUUUGCAAAUUCAAGACGCUGCGCACACCGGUCAACAUGCUGCUGCUGAACAUCAGUGUCAGUGACAUGCUGGUGUGCGUGUUCGGCACCACGCUCAGCUUUGCCUCCAGUAUCCGGGGGAAGUGGCUCCUGGGUCGCCUCGGCUGCAGCUGGUACGGUUUCAUCAAUUCCUGCUUUGGUAUUGUGUCACUGAUCUCUCUGGUGAUCCUCUCCUAUGACCGCUACAGCACUUUGACUGUAUACAACAAGCGUGGGCCGGACUACCGCAAGCCCCUGCUGGCUGUCGGGGGGUCCUGGCUGUAUUCUUUGAUCUGGACAGUCCCUCCCCUGCUGGGCUGGAGUAGCUAUGGCUUAGAGGGGGCAGGAACAAGCUGCUCUGUGUCCUGGAAGGUUCGGACGGCCCAGUCCCACUCCUACAUCAUCUGCCUCUUCAUUUUCUGCCUGGGUCUACCUAUCCUGGCCAUGGUCUACUGUUACAGCCGGCUGCUUUGGGCUGUCAAACAGGUGGGUAAGAUCCGUAAAACUGCAGCCCGGCGGAGAGAGUACCACAUACUGUUUAUGGUCCUGACCACAGUGGUCUGCUACCUGCUGUGCUGGAUGCCCUACGGCGUGGUGGCCAUGAUGGCGACAUUCGGUCCACCAAACAUCAUUAGCCCUGUGGCGAGUGUGGUACCUUCACUACUGGCCAAGAGCAGCACCGUCAUCAACCCACUCAUCUACAUUCUCAUGAACAAGCAGUUCUACAGGUGUUUCCUGAUUCUGUUCCACUGUAAUCAGAGGCUGCUGGAGAACGGCCACUCCUCAAUGCCCUCUAAGACCACAGUCAUCCAGCUGAACCGCAGAGUCUACACCAACACCGUGGCCUGCACCACCCAGAUCUCCACCGGCGUCAUCAACCAAUGCUGCAGCACUCCAGCCACUCAGCGCACCAAUCCUCCCGAGGUCAACUCCUGAGCAGGAGCAGCCUCAACACGACCGCACAGGAAAAAAAACAUGACCACAGACAUGAUGAAGUACACAUGGCUUUAUUUGUCACUCUGUAUUGCUCCACAAGGCGAUUUUUCGCAGUGUCUGACAAACUGGUGCUCCUUUUCUCCCUCAGUUGGUGACCGUGUGUACAAUAUUGAGGAAAAAUGUGAAAUUAAGCAUGGUGCAUUAAGCAAAGAUUAAUUUAUGUACUGUAUGUGUACGAUAGUGUUUGUAUGAAAAGCACAUUGUUCUCCAUUUGUGUGUGCGUCUUAAUUUUUUUUCUUGGCCUUGCAUCUUUAUAUUUGUUAAGUGUUUUUGCACUUACAAGGCACAAAAUGGUACAAAAUGCCUGUGAAAUACAUAUUAAUAUGUCUUAAUAUGUCUAUGUAUACAGAAGACAUGAUAUGCUUAUGUUUCAGUAUGCUUGAUCAAUUAUUUAUU
This is a messenger RNA of Myripristis murdjan (pinecone soldierfish), 1599 nucleotides long. It is a transcript of the gene tmtops2b, whose product is annotated as teleost multiple tissue opsin 2b. Gene Ontology annotation, cellular component: membrane. The transcript is spliced from 4 exons. The record is from RefSeq and is a predicted model, not a curated record. Gene Ontology annotation, molecular function: G protein-coupled receptor activity. Gene Ontology annotation, biological process: G protein-coupled receptor signaling pathway; visual perception. NCBI's taxonomy places the organism in Eukaryota, Metazoa, Chordata, Actinopteri, Holocentriformes, Holocentridae. Bases 1 to 1143 code for a protein of 380 amino acids.